CCGCCCCGGGCCACCCGCUGCCCCGCGCGGAGCAGGCGGCCGCCCUCUCUGGGCCCGGCUCGCAGCGUGGAGCGGCGGCGGGGAGCCCUUGCCGGGGAUUGGCGCGCGGCGAAGGGACGCGGCCCGCUGGCACGUGGGAAACCCCCCGGGCGUUACUGGCGCUGAGGGGAAGGUGCCACUUCUCCCGCGCCGCCCCGGAGAGGACCCAGGCGCUGUCGCUCGGGGUGUGGGGAGAGGAUUGGCCGAUGCGGAGUGACAUGUAGCUUCACCCCCGCCCCGUUUAGACACAGCGAAGCGCCCGACAGCAGUGCCCGGACCGGAGGCGUAAGAUCAAGGGGACCUGGCUCCUUUAAGGGACGCCCCGCCCUAUAGCGUGGGCUGAAGUUGAUUGGCUGGCUGUGCAAACCCGGAUGCAAUUCCGCGCACCCACGUGCGUGGGGCGCUCCACGCUGGCCGUGUCGGUUCGAUGGCGCCUGCGCUGCGGGGGGUUGGGCCCCUUCUGCGGGUUGCUCCUCGCUGGCUGCCCCCGCGGGGCGCUGGGGUGUCGUCUCGGGCGGGGGACGUGCCCUGCGGAGCUGGGGUGAGGGUGCGGUUCGCGCCCAGCCCCACAGGCUUUCUGCACUUGGGCGGCCUUCGCACUGCUUUGUACAAUUACAUUUUUGCCAGAAAACACCAAGGGGCUUUUAUCUUGAGAUUGGAAGAUACGGAUCAAAGUCGCAUGGUGGCUGGGGCUGCGGAAGGAAUAGAGGAUAUGCUGGAUUGGGCAGGUAUCCCACCUGAUGAAAGCCCUCGCAAAGGAGGCCCGGUCGGGCCCUACCAGCAGUCUCUCAGACUUGAGCUGUAUAAGAAAGCCAGCGAGUUUCUUCUGGAGAAUGGUGCUGCCUACCGCUGCUUUUGCACCCCUCAGCGUCUGGAACUGCUGAAGAAGGAUGCGCUACGGAAUCGUCAGACACCACGGUAUGACAACAGGUGCCGACACUUGAGCUCAGAGCAAGUGGCUGAGAAGUUGUCGCAGGGCUCUGACUACGUGGUCCGCUUCCGUUUGAAGCAAGGCGUGGAGCCCUUUCAUGAUCUGGUCUAUGGAUGGAGCAAGCAUGAAGUGGCUACUGUGGAAGGUGACCCGGUGAUCUUAAAAGGGGAUGGCUUCCCCACAUACCACCUGGCAAAUGUGGUGGAUGACCAUCACAUGGGAAUUAGCCACGUUCUCCGUGGAACUGAGUGGCUUACUUCAACAUCCAAGCACCUUCUUAUCUACAGAGCCUUUGGCUGGGACCCUCCUCGGUUUGGCCACCUUCCGUUGCUCUUGAACAAAGAUGGCAGUAAACUGUCCAAAAGGCAGGGAGACAUUUUUCUACAACAUUUUGUUCAAGAUGGCUGCUUGCCGGAAGCUCUACUGGACAUCGUCACCAACUGCGGCUCUGGAUUUGCAGGCAAUCAGAUGGGCAGGACGCUGGAGGAGCUGAUCUUGGAGUUUGACGUGGGCAGAAUUACCACCCACUCAGCCCUGCUGGAUCUUGACAAACUCCUAGAAUUCAACAGGAUUCACCUGGUCCAGCAGAUUGGAGAUGAGAGGCUACGACGAAAGCUGGUGACGGAGGUGCAGAUGCAGGUGGAGCAGGUCUAUGGUGAUCGGCUUGUGGACAGAGAGGUUCUAGAGAAGGAUUAUGUGGAGCGAGUCCUCCUACUGAGAAAAGGUCACAUAAGCCGCCUGAAGAACUUGGUGGCGCCUGAGUAUUCUUACUUAUGGGUCAGGCCCUCAGUGUCCCGAGAGCAGCUGCAAACCAUUUCAGCAGAAGUAGAUGAGAUAGGAAAGCUAGUCAUAGGGCUGAUGGAAGGGCAGACUGCUGCUCUGACUACAGAAGGGUUGAAUGAAGACCUGAGAGGCCUACAGGAGCAGACGAGAGGGACCAAAUACAGCAGCAUGAUGAAACUCCUCCGCUUGGCCCUCAGUGGACAGCAGAUAAAGCCACGGACCCAAGCAUCCCUGAAGAAAACUGGGAAUGUAUCCAGCGGUUCUGUGACCAGCCCGUCUGUUGCACCCAGACUGCUAGCGCAUAAGAUACAGUCGCCUCAGGAGAUGGAAGCUCUUCAUGCCUUAACAGUGCUGGAGACAUGUGUGAAUAACUGUGGCGAAAGGUUUCACAAUGAAGUGGCAAAAUUCAGAUUUCUGAAUGAACUGAUUAAAGUGCUGUCUCCAAAGUAUCUUGGAACCUGGUCUGCAGAAAAGGUCAAAUCGAGAGUUAUAGAAAUAAUGUUCAGUUGGACUGUUUGGUUUCCUCAGGAAGUUAAAAUCCGGGAUGCUUAUCAGAUGCUGAAGAAACAAGGAGUCAUAAAACAAGACCCCAAACUCCUAGAAGACAAAAUUUUACCACCUCCUUCUCCAAGACCUAAGAAUUCUAUUUUUGAUGUUGAUGAAGAGAAAUCCAAGCUCUUAGCAAGACUUCUAAAGAGCAACCACCCUGAGGACCUGCAGGCAGCCAACAGGCUGAUCAAGAGCAUGAUUAAAGAGGAACAAGAAAAAUCUGCCAAGGUGUCCAAAAGACUGAAUGCAAUUGAUGAGGUUCACAGCAGCGUUAAGCUUCUGGGUGAAAUGCUGACCAGCUACAAGAGGCAGGAGUUACCCAAAUCUGACCUACAGAUUCUGCAGAGCCUGUUUGAACGCUGUGAGAAGCUCAGGCCGCUGCUCUUCCGCCUUGCCAGCGAGACUACUGAAGAUGACGAGGCUUUGGAGAUUCUCCAGGCCAAUGACAAACUCACCCAGGCGCUCGACUUGUACAGGCAGGUUGGAGUGGGCCGUGACCAGGGCAGGAGGAGUUCGGUGACCAUCUCCACUGAUGCCUCAGCACCUCAGUCCCCGCUGGGCAGUACGAAGAGCUACACACUGAUCGACUUCUCCGAGCUGGGUUCCAUGUUCGAGUCUCUCUCAGAGCAGAGCGUGAAUGCGACAGCUGCCGCUCAGCACAGCAGCCCCUCCGCCUGCCUGCUCGACGAGGAACUAAUGUCAUUAGGUCUCAGUGAUUCCCCUGUUGGACAGAGACAGUCACCUGAUUUCAGCUCAGUACAGAGUGCUGGGCACAAUGGAUAUAAUCAAACCGGAAAUGCCGAUACCCAUCAAACCUUGGUGCUGGGGGAUAGCUGGAAGGGUGGCUCACCAGAGAGGAAUGCGCUUCAGGAUUUGGCAGGGCAGCUGUCUCCACCUCCUGUGACCAGGCCAUUUCCAAUGAACUUACCUCCAGUGCAACUGUCCCCGGCAGGCCUUCCGAGCAGCUUAGCUGCAGAUGCUUUGUUCUCUGACCCAGCCUAUGAGCUGAAACCUGCUGCUCCUUCGCAGCCAGCUGCCCACGAUGCUGCUUUGGCAAACCUAUUUGUCCCACUCACUUCAAUUGCACCGAGCAAUAUUCCUCCAGUUACAGUGUAUGAUCAAGAUGGUUUCAAGGUCAUGAUCCAUUUCUCCAGAGACCUAGUCCCCGGGCGACCAGAUGUACUGGUGAUGGUGCUCUCCAUGCUGAGCACAUCCACUCAGCCAAUUAAGGACAUUGUGUUCCAGGCUGCAGUCCCAAAGGUUAUGAGAGUAAAGUUGCAGCCGGCGACUGGUUCUGAGCUUCCUGCCUUCAGCCCUUUGCUCCCUCCAGCUGUGAUAUCCCAGGUUCUGCUGCUCGCCAAUCCACAUAAAGAUCCAUCAGUCCUUCGGCAUUAGCAGAGGUGGGGUGGAGGGGAGCAGGCCACGUGACCAGCCUGUGUUACGUUCCUUUCGCCCCAUCCAGGACCCCAUCCGAUUACGGUACAAGCUCAUGUUCACACAGGGCGGGCGGCCCUUCAGCGAAGUGGGGGAGGUGACUGGAUUCCCGGAGGCCGAGCUGUGGGGCCAGAGCUGAACUGCUGCUUUGAUGGAACGUGGACAUUGCCGCAUCGCCUUAGCACAGCUCUGUGGGAAGUCACCUGGGAGGGGCAACGAGAGCCUCUCCACUGUGUGUGUGGCUUGGGGAGGCGCCCAGCCCAGAAAGCCAGGGUGGGCUCCAGGCUGGCUGCUCUCCACGGGGCCCAGUCUCCCACUCCUGCUCGGGUUUUCCUUGUGGGUAGCUGGUAGGAGGGAGUGCAAACCAGCUGCUCCUGCUCUUUGCCUUACUGCAGCAUUCAUCCCUCCAGUCGCUGGAUGCUCUUUUCCUACCAGCAUUUCUGCUUUCUCCUGCUUGUUGAGCCAUUUCGCCCUCUGGCCUUUUGAAAACAAUUCCCCAAUUCAGGCCCUGUUUGCUCCCAGGGCGGAGCAGCUCUUGAUGCUGGUGUCCGCAGUGUCUGGGGAUCAAUGCUGUGACCUACCAGUGAUGGGCAUGGUGUGAACCACUGGGUAUAGAAUGGAACAACUGUGGCUUGAAACAGGGCCGAAUCCAUAAGCCAGACCUCUUGGGUGUUACCACAGCCUGAGCACUGCAAGGCGCUGGGUCCUCGCCCCUUCCCUGAGACCCUUGGUGCCUUCUCAGCCUCACCGUGAUUCCUGAGGCAGCUUCCAUGCUGGGGAGCAUCCUGCGGAGAGCUCUCACAGGCAGGGCCCCCUGCAGCAUGUGGAUUUGUGUCUAUGCAAAACUUAUGUUUCCUUCCUGGUCACUCAAAACUUAAGGGGGGAAAUGUAUAAAGAAUUUCACUGCUGCACAAGUGGAAAUGUGGAUCAAGUCCUAAGGCACCUGAGCUGCUCCACGGGGAGAGCGUGUCUGGAGAAAUCACUUUGUACAUCCAUGUCUAGACAAACCUCUGCUUCAGCCAGCUCUCCCCUUGUUCCCCCUGUGCUGGGAAGCAGAGGAGAAAGGACCCACUGUGCUGCUCUUAGUGGAACGUGCCCAGCCAGCCAGCAAACCCAGCGUCCUGAGCGUCAGGUUUUAUAUGAUGCUGAACUUGUGCAUUUUUAAAUCAAAGUAUUUUUGAGCCCUGGCAGUCACUGUUGCUGCUGGUGCCUGAAAUGCCAGAGCGUUAUUCAUCCCCAGCUUGGUGGAGUCUGGCCACGCAGGGCACUGUCUGAGCUUUUUAUUCCUGUACUGAGCUCUGGAUUCCCAGGCACAAUCCUAAUAAACAGCGUUUGCUUUGACCGGGGCUGCUUGCUGGUGGUUCCUGGGUUUGCAUGCAAGGUCCCUCUGCCGCGCAGGAGAAUGGCUGAGUGAGGGGGAUGAGGGGCACUUGGGCUUUAGCCUCCCCAUUUUAUUCAAACCUGUUCAAUGGCACUUCACAGCCAGAAGUGAAGGCAAGGCUCGUGCUGCAAGGAUCGUCUGCUGUAGCUAGGAAUGGGCGGAGGGGAGAGAGCUGGAAGCAGAUGUCUGGUUCAUGACAGGAUCUGUGUCUGAGCAGUGGUUGUCAGGUAUGGAGCUUGUUAGCCAUCCCGAGGGGUUGGAAGGGCCUUCGGAGGAGAGGACAGACUCUCCCCAGCUCUGUGUGGCAUAUCCCUCCUGUCCUCUGUCUUGCCAUCUCCCUCAUUGCCCUGUGCCUCUUUCACGCCCUUGCUCUUCACCAGAGUAGCCUGGGAUCUGUCUCAGGUCUCACACCCAGACCAUCCCUAGGAUAUCCAAGCUCCUCCCUCUGUGCUACUCCCCUGCACCACCUUGCAAGGCCCUCCCUUUUCAGAGGUCAGUGUUAGUGAGCUGUAGCUCAGGAAAGCUUAUGCUCAAAUAAAUUUGUUAGUCUCUAAGGUGCCACAAGUCCUCCUUUUCUUUUUGCGAAUACAGACUAACAUGGCUGCUACUCUGAAACCAGUGUUAAUAUUGUCACUGAAGCGCCCAUCAAACCUCCGUGAAAGGUGCGGUUGUCCCAGAGCUCUGGGUCAGGCCCUGCCCAGCCAACCUCUGACCUGGCCAACAGCUUCAGGCUUCAGCCACCACCUGCAGGGGUCUAGAAGAGGUUCCUCCUCCUCUUUUGGAUUGGUUGUGAGGUUUUGUCAUCACCUUCCUCUGAUGGCUCUAGCUGGAGAUGGGAAGUUGGACAGGGAGGGCCAGGGCUCCGAGGUGCUCUGAGCAUGCUCUCUCUCAGGUGCUGGGCUGGUUGGUUCUUGCUCCCAUGCUCAGGGUCUAACUGAUCACCAUGUGAAGGGGGCAGGAAGGAAUUCUACCCCCAUCUCUGGUGAGAUUGGGGGUGACCUUGGGGGUUUUUGCUUUCCUGUGCAACAUUGGGGUGUGGAUCACUUGCCAGGAUUAUCUGGGUCUGUCUCAAUCACUUCCCUGCCAUUUGCAGGGACCCAGUGCCCCGGGGUACCUGGGCCCCCCUGCUCUCUGCCUGUGGCACAUCAUAGUCUCAUUCCUUGUGGGCUGUCAUAGUUUGGUCUGACUUUAGUUGUUGGGUUGUUGGAGGGCACUGCUGGUGGCCUGGGCUAUGUAGGAGGUCUGACUGGAUGAUCUGGUUCCUUCUGGCCUGAAAUGCUAUGCUCCUCCACUGACUUACUAGCAUGUUUUUCCACCUGGCUCUUCCUCUAUCCCCAAAUUCUUUAAGGCACAAACACUUCACAACUCAACCCCCCCCCAUCCCCUUAUUAACCACAUUAGAGAGCAGUCGCCUAGUGCCUGUGACACUUUCCAAUCUCCAGCUUAGCAAACGCCUGGUCUGAACACGCUGUCCCCGCGGUAACUCCCCACCACUGGCCAAAGAAUAUGUUGUCAGCUGUUCCGAUUUCCCUUAGUACAUAUGGGGGUGAAUCUCUCGCUGUUUGUGCCUCUCCCGUCUUCUCUGCCUUGUAAUUAAACAGUUGGGAUUCUUGCAGC
This is a messenger RNA of Dermochelys coriacea (leatherback sea turtle), 6734 nucleotides long. It is a transcript of the gene EARS2, whose product is annotated as glutamyl-tRNA synthetase 2, mitochondrial. Gene Ontology annotation, cellular component: trans-Golgi network. Bases 467 to 3697 code for a protein of 1076 amino acids. The record is from RefSeq and is a predicted model, not a curated record. Gene Ontology annotation, biological process: intracellular protein transport; vesicle-mediated transport; glutamyl-tRNA aminoacylation. The transcript has 24 exons. Lineage: Eukaryota; Metazoa; Chordata; Testudines; Dermochelyidae. Gene Ontology annotation, molecular function: glutamate-tRNA ligase activity; ubiquitin binding; zinc ion binding.